GACAACGGCAAUAGUGCCGGAAAGAAGAGCGCUCUGUCCAAGAUGCUGACAGCGGAGUUCACAGUUUGAAAACAUGCACGCGCUGUAAUGCGUUUCCGGUUUGGUGGAGCUGUGAAGACGGUGUUGCUAGCUGGUUAGCUAAAAGCCCUGAUGUUGAAGAGGCAGUGGAGUGGAGCGGAGCUGAGAUUAAAAUGGGAGCCGGCGCCUCAAUAUCACUGUGUUGAGCAAGCCUGUGGCGACGGUGGCAAGGAAAAACUCCCUCAGAUGACAUGAGGAAGAAACCUCGAGAGGAACCAGACUCAAAAGGGAACCCAUCCUCAUUUGGGCAACAACAGACAACAUGACUAUAACAUUAACAGUUUUAACAUGAAGUCAGUUUCCUUGACGUUAGAAACUCUUCACUGAUGGAAACUUGAGUGCAAAACUGUUCAUGACAACUGCAGUCCUCAGCCAUAAAAGCAUUACUGUAAGAGUCCAGAGCAUCUUCCAAGCGCGACGUUCGACUGUCCAUAUGGGGCCAUCUUCUACAGGAGUGAUGUGAUGAGACUCCAACCAGACGUAGGGCAUCAGGAUGGAUCAGGCAGGUCCAAGGAGCAGAAGAGCAAGGUCCAGGCUCGGUGAAGGUGCUGAAACGGUGCACUCGUGUGGAACCUGAGAAGCAGACGCCAGACACUCGGGCCGUAUUUGGAGUGUCUCUGCAGAGUCUGAGAGACGCUGGGCGGCUACAGCAUGGAGUCCCUGUGGUGCUCAAGAACAUGGUGGAGUUUUUGGAGAAAUACGGUCUGCAGCAGAGUGGUGUGUUCAGGGUGUGUGGCUCGGUGCCACGCUGCAGGACGUUGCGUGUGUGUCUGGACCGUGGUGAAUGUGUGGAUCUGGACAGAGUGGACGUGCCAACAGUUGGCUCUCUGCUCAAGCUGUAUCUCCGAGAACUACCGAGUGGGCUCGUACCACACACGCACAGCACGCGCAUGCAGCAGGCGCUCAUGGACUCGAAAGAUGGAACAGAGCUGGUUGAGGCACUGAAGGAAACCCUGCAUCGUCUCCCUGACGACAAUUACAACAUCCUGUCGUACCUCCUUCACUUCCUGUCUCGAGUCGCUGCUCACAGUGAGUGGAAUCACAUGAGUGCCGAGAACUUGGCUACAGUGUUCGGACCGUGCAUUUUCCACGUCCCUGAGGGCCCGAGGAUGCUGGAGGAGCAGAACAUGUGCAACACCAUUACGCUGCAUCUACUGGAGAAACGCACACAUCUGAUCCCGAGCACACACUUCACACACAGCUGGAACACCAUGUUGUCUCCACUUUGUCCUACUGAUGUUUCGCAACUACAGCAGGAGCACUCUUAUACCUCCGAGACGGUGUGUGAUGUUAGUGUGGGUGUGGCUAAAGAAAUGAGUGCCCUCCCACCCACCGCAGCAGAUACACGCCCACUCUCCAGAAGAUCAUACCUGAUCAAGAAGGAGCCGUCCUGUAUCCCACGCUCACACAUGAGCCUUGCUCCAGGCAGCAAUACGCACCGCGAUACCAGCGAUGAGACGCAACACAAGACCAGGCGCCAGAGACAUGAGACCAGAGACACUGACAGCCAGAAGGACACACAGUCUAACAUGAGUGGCGCACACUUGCCAAGUGGUGAUACACAAACCGAGAACCGAAGCUCACACUCUGAGCUUCGGAGCAUGCACACACUCACCGAGGCCAGGCUCUCACAGAGCAAACACGUACCCUCAGAUUCCAGCUGCACGCACACUCCGAGUCCUGACUCACACAGUAGCAGGCUGGUGGAGGAUGAGUUCAACUCAGCAUCUCGCCACUACAUCAGGGCCCGUCCCAGUUCCUCUGUUCAGCGUCCAAUCAGAAGCCAGGCUCAGAGUGGACAAGACUCCGUCUCCUGUGCAACUUCCAGCCAAUCACACGUCAUCAGAAAGGAUGGUGCAAGCUGUUCCCAUGAGAUGUUGAUCUCUCAGUUGCAUCAGCAAAUUCAGAAGCUCAAGCAAGCACUCAGGAGCUUUGAAGAAUCCUUCGAAAAUAUCCACAACUGCAAGGCUGCGCUCAACGAUAAAGCGGCUCAUUCUGAAGUGGCGAAGCUCACGAUGGACCUCAGUAACGCACGCAAGCAGCUGAAAGAGUUGAGAUUAAGACAGUGUGUGCAUGCUUCGGAAAAGUCAGGAGCCCAGAAGCUCAGUGUGUGCGCACACUCACCAAAGGUGGAGGACACGGUGAACAUGUUAACUCAGCGGCUUAGAGAGAAACGACUGGAACUGAACCUGCCAGAACGCAUACAGGACAUGUCUCGCACUCAGUUAGCUCUGGAAAAGAUGUCUCUGCAGAAGUGUCUUCUUUACUACGAGAGUCUUCAUGGCAGACCGAGUUCUAAAGAGAAGAGGAGCGUGGUGAAAGAGCUAUAUGAGCACUACCAUGUAGUGAAGCAGGCCUUCUACAGCUCAAACACACCCCCCUCUACCACUACACGCGUGCGUGAAAUGCAGAGAGGCUCAGAAGGGUGUGUCCAUAUGAAUCCUGUGCUGGGAGAAGACGACACUAACCCUGUUUUCAUCGCCCAGAUGGUCACGCAAGAAACAGAUUUCACAAAUGAGACGCAGAUAGUUAACAGGGUGGCGCUGUUGAGGCAGCUGAAACAGACAAGGAUGGAGAAAAGGCAACUGAGAAGACAUCUCAAAGAGUACGAGAAGAACUUUCUGAUAAAGCAUGGCAGGAGUGCAGAGAGACAGGAUCAUGUGAUCAUGGCGGAGGAAUACGAACGCUACUCGGCUCUGAAGGACAGACUGAGGCUGCUGAAAGGGAUGCUGGGAAAAAAACACAACCUCAGUGCAGCCGGAGACAGAAUCGCCGUCUGACACACACACAGUCGCUUCUCACAUCCUUCCUCCUGUCGAAAACAUAUGGACAGACUGGUGAUUGAUUCGUCCUGUUUACUACGAUGUCUAUUACCAAGAGUAAUGGAGGAUGGAGUUUUU
Neoarius graeffei (lesser salmon catfish) is the source of this 2978-nucleotide messenger RNA. Its product is annotated as protein FAM13A-like. The transcript is spliced from 19 exons. Lineage: Eukaryota; Metazoa; Chordata; Actinopteri; Siluriformes; Ariidae. Gene Ontology annotation, biological process: signal transduction. Bases 756 to 2858 code for a protein of 700 amino acids. The record is from RefSeq and is a predicted model, not a curated record.